Molecule: messenger RNA, 639 nt
Organism: Knipowitschia caucasica
Lineage: Eukaryota; Metazoa; Chordata; Actinopteri; Gobiiformes; Gobiidae
Source: the annotation of a GenBank genome assembly
AUGAAGAGAAGUUAUCCUUCUGGAAGCGAUAAACGAAAGCGCAAAAAAGAGGAAGACGAGAAAAGAAAGCAUGAUAGCGGAUUGCUAAGAAAAUGUUUAGUUCCCUCAUCUUCUUCAAAUCAGGAACAUGCUUCUAGUUCUCAGUCUGCCGCUACACACACUACUACAGUCCCAAGUACUGCCACGCCAAGGUUUACUGCCCCCUCUACAGCCCUGGACAGCAGCGCUUCCUCCAGUGAGCAGCAGUCAGCUAUAUCCCAUACUGCAAUGGUCAACAUUUCGUCGCCUACCUCCAUUGACCAAGAGGACCAAACAGAACCACAAGCACCCACUCCAGCUCAAACGACAUCCACAGACCAAGAAAAAGCAACACCAAUAAGAUUGACAUCUUCUGAUCCUGGACAGUGGCCUGAUGUUCUUAAUGAUGGUGAAAAGAGUUCCCUGGUGAAAAAAGGUCCUCUUCAGGGAUGGCAAAACCAAAACCAGCUCAUUACUGACCCGAUGCCGGAGCAGAAGAACCCGAGAGUCCCGUGGGCAGGAUAUCAAAUGAAUAUUGGGAAUUUGGACGAACACGGUAUUGUCGUUAGGCCGAUUCUAUCACUGCGAGACAGAGGCAUACGGACGAUCGCGGGCACAUGA